This is a messenger RNA of Ricinus communis (castor bean), 2091 nucleotides long. RefSeq names its product transcription factor bHLH63. The coding region runs from base 576 to 1922 and encodes 448 amino acids. The transcript has 7 exons. Gene Ontology annotation, cellular component: nucleus. Gene Ontology annotation, molecular function: DNA-binding transcription factor activity; protein dimerization activity. Gene Ontology annotation, biological process: regulation of DNA-templated transcription. The record is from RefSeq and is a predicted model, not a curated record. Lineage: Eukaryota; Viridiplantae; Streptophyta; Magnoliopsida; Malpighiales; Euphorbiaceae.
CACUCAUAAUAAUUCCCGGCCAGUUGUUGUCAGAUUCCGGCCACCCCAUUUAUAUAUACCCCACCUCCCUUCUCUCUUCCUUUACCAUCCUCCUCCUCUUCCCAUCACAUUUUCUCUCUCUCUCUCUCUCUCUUUGAGCUACUAUUACUUGAAAGAAAUUCAAGAAUUUAAAGAAAAAUUAUACAAAUAAGGAAUCAUCUGUUUUUCUUUAAGGACCUUCGGAGAAUUUCUUUGAAGACAAACACGUAGGCACAUUACAUGUAUGUUUCUUUUCUUCUAUCUAAUGUACAUGGCCAUAUCAACAACAGUAGUUUCUUUGUACUUGUUUCUUGACUGACUCGUGUCAUUACUAUACACUGUUGAUUGAAUAGAAACAGAAAGAGGUUCCAAACCUAUUAUACAUACUCAAUAUAUAUAUAUAUGUAUAUACACCCACCCCCUCCCUGCGUACUUUAGCAGCAACCCACUAUCUCUACUGCCUAGGUUACCUUGGCUAUAGUAUAUAGCCCGCCCGGUAUCUUUCUCUUUUUGUGUUCUUUCUACGGGUUAUUUUUUUGGGUAAUUUCUUUUUGAAGAUGAAUAGAGCAUUGUUGCCGGAGAUGUUGCACUGCACGGACUUGACAGUUCUUGAAAGACAAAGGGCUCGUUUGAAAUGGCAACAAGAACAGCAACAUCUUCAACUAGAACAACAUCAGCAUCAGCAUCAGCAUCAGCAUCAUCAAGGGGAGAAUUAUUUUCUUGGUGAUUUAAGUGGGGUGUUUCAAUUGCAGCAGCAGCAGCAACAGCAACAAGGUUUUCAGGGUGAUCUUGGUGAGGUUGUGAUCCGCUCUGUGAAGCCUGACCCUGGUUUCUUAGAUAAUGGAUGCUGGAGUAAUACUUCUAGUACUGAUCUGGUUGGCUAUGGUCCUUGCGGGUUUGGGAAUAUGAACUUUGCUAUUUCUAGGACUUCUAGCUGCCCGCCCACCGUGGCAGAUGCUGGGCCGGUUUUAGUCAAAGGCAGAGAGUCUGUUGUUUCAGAGAAAUUGACUUGUGGAGUUGGUAGUGAGAGUACCAAGAAAAGAAAGGUUGAUAAGGUCCAGAAUAAUACAAAGGUUGUUGCAGAAGAUGACAACUGCAGGGACAAAAGGAUCAAAGUAUGUGCAGAAGAAGGAGAGUCAAAGAUGAUCACUGAGAAAAAUAACAAUAAUAAAAGCAGUAGCAGCAAAAACAGUAACAAGGAAAAUUCUGCUGAGACUUCCAAGGAUAAUUCAAAAGUAACUGAGGUUCAAAAGCCUGAUUACAUUCAUGUCCGGGCACGACGCGGUCAAGCCACUGAUAGCCAUAGCUUGGCUGAAAGAGUGAGAAGGGAAAAAAUCAGUGAGAGAAUGAAGUAUUUGCAAGAUUUGGUGCCAGGAUGUAACAAAAUUACAGGAAAGGCGGGCAUGCUUGAUGAAAUCAUUAACUAUGUUCAAUCUCUUCAACGACAAGUAGAAUUCUUGUCGAUGAAACUAGCUGCUGUCAAUCCAAGGCUUGACUUUAACAUCGAUAAUUUGAUUGCAAAAGAGACAUUUCCUCCUUGUCCAACCAAUUUUCCAGCGAUUGGGUUGUCAUCAGAUAUGACUAAUCCUGCCUAUCUUCAGUUUAACCCUGUACAACAGCAGCAGCAGCAACAACAACAGCAACAACUAGUGACAUGUUGUGGAUUGGAUAUGGGGAUAAAUAAUCCUGAUAUGGGGAUUAGAAGAACCAUUAGUGCUCCCGUGUCAAUCCCUGAAUCCUAUAUUGACUCGUCAUGCUUCAAUCAAAUCCAGCCCUCGUCAACAUGGGAUGCUGAUCUACAAAAUCUUUACAAUGUAGCUUUUGAUCAAGGAAGAUCAACAUCCUUCCCAACUCAGCCAUUUACAGGUGCCAUUGACGCUGGCAAUCUGAAGAUGGAGAUGUGAAUCAGAAUAUAUUGAUUAUUUUUAUGAUUCUUGGAACAGAUUAUUCUAAAUACCCUUUGAUCCUCCUGCUGAUUCUUUUUAUUUUCCUUUCUUUCUAAGUACAUACCGUAUAUAUUUGUAUCUAUACUCGCAACAUAAUAUGAAUAAAUCCAUACCUAUUAACAUGAAA